AUGUCAAGGUCUUCCGUGCUGUUUAGGGACCCUUCUGACACUGAGAGACUGCAGAUGAAUCUAUGCUUAAUUGAGAACUGGUGCAUCACUAACGCUAUGAGCAUAAAUGCCGCCAAAUGUUCAUUGGUUUCUUUCACUCGCUCUGCCCAACCUCUUGUGGUAUCUGACUACGUGCUCAAUGGAACUGUACUAUCUCGCAGUACAAUCGUCCGUGAUCUGGGUGUCGUCUUCUCUGCAGAUCUUAGCCCUGAUAAGCAUAUUGACUUCAUCUGCGGCAAAGCCCUACGAAUGCUCAACUUCAUGCUAAGAGCUUCAAGGAGUGGUCUUGGCAUUGUGGCGUUGAAUAUCCUAUAUAAGUCCCUUGGUAAGGAGUAUACUUGA
Messenger RNA from Homalodisca vitripennis (glassy-winged sharpshooter), 381 nucleotides. RefSeq lists its product as uncharacterized. The transcript has a single exon. Lineage: Eukaryota; Metazoa; Arthropoda; Insecta; Hemiptera; Cicadellidae. The record is from RefSeq and is a predicted model, not a curated record. The coding region runs from base 1 to 381 and encodes 126 amino acids.